Tetrapisispora phaffii CBS 4417 is the source of this 1377-nucleotide messenger RNA. RefSeq names its product cyclin family protein. Gene Ontology annotation, biological process: G2/M transition of mitotic cell cycle; regulation of cyclin-dependent protein serine/threonine kinase activity. The record is from RefSeq and is a predicted model, not a curated record. The transcript has a single exon. Gene Ontology annotation, cellular component: cyclin-dependent protein kinase holoenzyme complex; cytoplasm; nucleus. Lineage: Eukaryota; Fungi; Ascomycota; Saccharomycetes; Saccharomycetales; Saccharomycetaceae. Gene Ontology annotation, molecular function: cyclin-dependent protein serine/threonine kinase regulator activity. Bases 1 to 1377 code for a protein of 458 amino acids.
AUGUCGCAUUUAACUACAAUUGAUAAUGUACCGCUAGAUAUGACUAAAACUACAGAUUCCGAAAAUAGUAAGCCUCUUCAUUCAAAAAGUUUGAAUAGAAAUGAAUCUAUCCAAAAGAAUAAUACGUCCAUUGAUGCUAAUAGGAUUGCUUUAUCGGAGGUCACUGUAAACACGACACAAUCUGUUGCUUCCAAAACCUCAAAGAAAGUGUCAGAAAAACAAUUAGAGUUAUCUGAUGAUAAGAGACAAGUGGAAAAGCCAAUAUUUCUAGCAAAAAUCCCAAGAAUACGAAGAGACGCAAGUGACUUAACGUAUGUGAACUUAAAGAAGAGAAAAAUUUAUAGAGAUAAUGAUGAUACACCUGUCCAAGAAAAUACAACUUCUAAUAUAAUAAAUCUUGAUCUAUCAAAAAUCCAAGAAGAAAAUGAAAUGAACUUAACAUCAAAAAAUGAAAAUGGUAGACUUCUUACAAAAGAAUCUGCCACUGCUAAUAUAAAUAUUGAUACUGUGGUGCCGAAGAAAUGGAAAAAUUUAGAUUCUAGUGAAAUUAACGAUAUUUGCAUGGUUGUUGAAUAUACGGAUGAUAUUUUUGAGCAUUUAUACAAAAGGGAACUGGAGACAACAACAGAAAUAAAUUAUACAACUGACCCUAAUUAUACUUAUCAAUUGAGGGAGUCACUAAGAACUAUAUUAGUUGAUUGGCUAGUUGAAGUUCAUGAAAAGUUUGAAUUAUAUCCAGAAACUUUAUUCUUAGCGAUAAAUUUAAUGGAUAGAUUUUUAUCUAAAAACAAAGUAACAUUAAGUAAACUACAAUUGUUAGCAAUAACUGCAUUAUUUAUCUCUGCGAAAUUUGAAGAAAUAAAUUUACCAAAAUUGAGUGAUUAUUCAUAUAUUACUGAUGGCGCUGCUUCGAAUGAUGAUAUCAAAAGUGCUGAAAUGUUUAUGCUGAAAUCAUUAGAAUUUAAUCUGGGAUGGCCUAAUCCAAUGAAUUUCAUUAGAAGAUUAUCAAAAGCUGAUGGUUAUGAUUUCAAGACAAGGAAUCUGGCAAAAAUGAUUUUAGAAUUUGCCAUUUGUUCAAAUAUUUUUAUUAACGUUAAACCAUCUCGCAUAAGUGCUAUAUCCAUGUAUAUUGCUAGGAGGAUCACAAAUAGAAACCAAAUAUACUGGGAUAGUACUUUUGAGCACUACAGUGGUGGAAUUGAUCCAUUAAAUGAUGCAACUUUUAAGAAGCAAUGUUUUUCACUAAUUAAUGAAAUGAAAAAAGAAAACAACUAUGAUUCUUUAAGAAGAAAAUUCCAUCACCCAAAAUUGUUUUCAUUGUAUAAUGCUCUACAAAAUUGGUGUAAUCAUUAUGAAGGAAAAUUAUUCCCAAACUGA